Molecule: messenger RNA, 183 nt
Organism: Clunio marinus
Lineage: Eukaryota; Metazoa; Arthropoda; Insecta; Diptera; Chironomidae
Source: the annotation of a GenBank genome assembly
AUGGCUCAUAAGUUGAAUACUACACCAAGAUGUCAAACAACUAACAAUUCAAAAAAUUCAAGGUCGUUGUUAGUAAACAAACCAAUGGAAAUUGAAGUUUUUUUUUUAUGUUUUGGACAAAAAUGUGGAAAAAGUUUUGUGUUGUUAAAAUGUUGUCAACACAUAAGACAGAAACAUGACUGA